AACUAAAACCCAGAAGAAUGACGAUGCCAAAGAAAUCUCUCAUCAGUCUUGCCUCGGAUUCGGCUGGAAAUGACGACCGGACACUGGUGUUGCAGAAAUCGCCGGAGAAAAUCAACCAGAACAGACGCAAAUUGAAGACAAAGCCGACAAUAAAGAAGAAGAAGGCGAAAGUGGAUGAUAAGAAGCCAAAGAAACCUCCCACUGCUUUCUUCUAUUUCUUGGAGGAUUUCCGCAAAGAAUUCCAGGAACAGAAUCCAGACAUCAAAACAAUGCAAGAUAUUGGGAAAGCUGGUGGAGAAAAGUGGAAAACAAUGAAAUAUGAGGAUAAAGUUCAAUACUACGACUUAGCCACCGUUAAAAGAGCGGAAUUUGACAAAGCCAUUGAAAAGUAUAAUGAGUGGAAGUUUCAGGAAAUUCGGAAACACCAAGUGAACGAGGACUCAGACUAUGAAGAGGAAUGACGCAAGAACACGCCAAUUAUAGUUAAGUGAUCCAUUAUGUCUGUUUUGUUUAUACAUUAGUCAAACUGUCCAGGGCUCGUGAUGAUCAUGAAGGGUUGUUGAUUUUUGAUUUUAUUAAAACAGAUGUAGUUCUAUAAUAUAGUUUAUGCUAUUAAUAAUAUUGAUUUAAAUGGUUUAAAAAAAUUGAAUUCUUUUUCCAUUUGGUCUGGUACCUUUAAUCCUACAUGGUGGUCAACCUUUAUCACAAUGACAACUAUUGAAAUUGGUAGA
Impatiens glandulifera is the source of this 731-nucleotide messenger RNA. RefSeq names its product high mobility group B protein 14. NCBI's taxonomy places the organism in Eukaryota, Viridiplantae, Streptophyta, Magnoliopsida, Ericales, Balsaminaceae. Bases 18 to 461 code for a protein of 147 amino acids. The transcript has 6 exons. The record is from RefSeq and is a predicted model, not a curated record.